Molecule: messenger RNA, 837 nt
Organism: Heterostelium album PN500
Lineage: Eukaryota; Evosea; Eumycetozoa; Acytosteliales; Acytosteliaceae
Exons: 4
Coding region: 1-837 (278 amino acids)
Source: RefSeq, a predicted model, not a curated record
AUGGAUACAUCAGAUUCUGAGUUUAACUAUUCAUCAAAUGUUUAUUGUAUCACUCUAAAAGAAUCGUUUUUGGUCUAUGGAGAAACUACUACUUCAUCUUCCGAAGAAUCUUUAAGUCAACAAUGUAAAGAUGAUAUUAUCCAACUAUCACAAUUUAGCUAUAGUAGCUAUAUGGAUUCUGUUCAAAAUGGAAUCAAUACUACACUUCCAUACGCACUUGGAUUGUGUCUCCCGAGAAGUUGCAAUACCACUCAGGAUAUUCAAUCGGCAUUGAAUACAUUCAUGUUGACUGCAUCCGUAAUAGCACCACCAGGUGUCAGAACAACUACACAUUGCUAUGCCUACGGAUCAUCCAGAAACAAUGAAAAGUGGACAGCCGGUCCUAUAAUAGUGCUUUGUGUCUGUGUACUCAUUGCAAUCAUGGUGUUGGUUGGAACUGCACUGGAACUCUAUAGAAAUGAAAAAUACAGAGCAUUGGGCGAAUCUACAUCUAAAGAAUCUAAACCACCAUUACAACAACAACCAAAGGAUAAUAGUUAUUGUGCAAAGAUAUUCCUAUCAUUCUCAUUGGUGAGAAACUACCGGUCAUUUAUGAACGUAUCAGAGUACAGAAAGUUUGGUGCUCUCGAUGGUAUUCGUUCGAUUGGCGCCAUCUGGAUUGUUAUUGCUCACACUUUCAGCUCGAUGCUAUACAGCGGCGUAGAUAAUUCCUCCUAUAUUUUCAAGAGGGAAACAAAGAAAUUCUCAUUCCAAGCUAUUGUGGCCGAUCACCAUUGUUCUGGCUCAUGGUUUUGGUUCAUCGAUUACUCAGAAUAUCGCCAAUCUACUACUUUUUAA